This is a messenger RNA of Pseudovirgaria hyperparasitica, 969 nucleotides long. RefSeq lists its product as uncharacterized. The coding region runs from base 245 to 901 and encodes 218 amino acids. Lineage: Eukaryota; Fungi; Ascomycota; Dothideomycetes; Acrospermales; Acrospermaceae. The transcript has 2 exons. The record is from RefSeq and is a predicted model, not a curated record.
UACAAAGCUGCUCUAGGCUGCUAUCAUGUAGCUAUGCAGCAACUUCAUCAGUAAUGUGUGGCAUUCUCUGCAGGCAUGCUUCAGCCAGUCCAAUAUCUCACCUCAAGCAUUACCAUGCUCGGCUCCUACGUGACAAGGACUUCCAUAAGUCUAUCACCAAGUGUUCUCGAACUUCACUCAACAUCAGCUGUAUAUAGACUUUAAACGUGCACAAUCUCAUAUCGUUUGCAUCCCAAACCACAAUAUGUCCCCAGCUACCCAAAUCGCCUACUUCACCCUCAAAUCAAGAACAAACGUAAACGAAGGCGAAGCAGAACCAGUCUUCACUACAUUCCUCAAGACCAUCUCCUCCCAACCCGGUCUCCAGUCAUUAUACUAUGGCCACACAAUCCAGCACCCAGACAUCCUCCAACUACUAGUCCAAUGGAGAACCAUCGAGGACCACCACACAUACAUGCAAACAUCUGACUAUCCAGCACUUAUAGACACUAUACGUCCAUACCUGAAAGACGUCCCUGUCUACAUGUUCCACGUUCACUUUCCCCUCUCUAUCGACGACCUCUGCUCGAAACCAGUCGUCGAGGUCGUCAGCAUGUAUGUCACUCACGCUCAAGCACCCUUCUACGAGUCUAACCUCGCCGUAAUGCUGAGCGUGCUCGCCGAGGCCGAAGGAAACUAUGGGUCGAUCAGUGGGCAUGCGGUCGAAGAGGCAGAGCACGAGAGUUUCGGAGCAGACGGGAAAGGAGCACGGUUUGUGAGCUUGAUUGGAUGGACGGGCAUUGCUGCGCAUGAGGCAUUCAAGAAACAUCCGGCGUUCUCGAGGCAUGCGGAUUUGUUCGCGGAACUGGUGGUUGGGGCUGAGAUGCAUCAUAUUACAUUGAGGAGGUUUGGUAAGGCUUAGGCUUAGAGAAAGUUCCGAUCCAAAAGGAGUAGCAUUGCUGCAAUUUAUAUACACGAACGUCAUCUCAC